UGAUGGAGGAGGGAAUGAGUCAGGCAGACGCUCGCCAGAAGAUUUGGAUGUCUGACAAGUACGGUCUGCUUGUUCAGGUGGUGGAGUUUCUGUACAGUAAAGGAAUGGCGUUUCGGUACCCAGAGCCACUGGAUAAGGAGGCGUAUGUGAAAUCCAUUGUGUGGAACACGGAGUACGAUUCCUUCCUCCCAGACAUCUACGAGUGGCCUGGAGUGUCCCAUAGUCCUAUAGUGGAGUAAUCAUACACCCU
This is a messenger RNA of Trichomycterus rosablanca, 250 nucleotides long. Its product is annotated as NAD-dependent malic enzyme, mitochondrial-like. The coding region runs from base 3 to 239 and encodes 78 amino acids. NCBI's taxonomy places the organism in Eukaryota, Metazoa, Chordata, Actinopteri, Siluriformes, Trichomycteridae. The transcript has 2 exons. The record is from RefSeq and is a predicted model, not a curated record.